Molecule: messenger RNA, 827 nt
Organism: Drosophila willistoni
Lineage: Eukaryota; Metazoa; Arthropoda; Insecta; Diptera; Drosophilidae
Product: pro-resilin
Exons: 3
Coding region: 112-417 (101 amino acids)
Cellular component (GO): extracellular matrix
Source: RefSeq, a predicted model, not a curated record
GACGCGAAUCAUCUUCUUCUUAUUAAAGUAGAAUUUAUACAUCGCUAGUAUCUACUACAACUACUACUCUUACUAUAUAUAGUACAAAACCCAAAAGACAUUCCAAUCGAAAUGUCAUCGUUAAUUUGUGAAAUCGUAUCCGUUGCCUUGCUGUGUACAUGCGUUUUCUUUUCGGUUAAUGGACUUCCACAAGCACCAGAAACGCCCGAACCGUAUGAAUACCAAUAUGAAGUUAAGGACGCUGAAAAGGAAUUAUUCUUUAAUAAAAACGAAGGAGGCGAUGCGGCCGGAAAAGUGUCCGGACAGUAUUCAGUUUGGUUACCUGAUGGUCGUCUUAUGACCGUAGAGUAUACGGUCGAUGGUGAGACCGGUUUUGUGCCUAAGAUCUCUUUCGAUACGACCAAUCCUUUAGGAUAAGAUAACACUAACACAACGAAAUGCCAAUACGAUAAAUUAGGGACAAUUCUUUAACCACGAGCAACUCAAGUGACAUUACUAGGAACAUCAACAUGCAAUUAUAUACAUAAAUAUGUGUGAGCUUUUAAUUUAGUUAGUACGAGCAGCCAAAGCAGCUAUAUCAACAACAGCAACAACAACAACAACAAAACAGCAGUUUAACAACAGUUGGUGAUUACAAAAAACAAGACAAUUUAUCGCUUUCCGAGUAUCCUGUUAACAUAAUGAUCAAAUGUGAUUUUCAGAUUAUUUUAACAGUGUAUUGGAAGAGCGAUUUCCAAAUCAAAACAUACAUACAUACAUACAUACGUACCCAAAAUAUUAGAAAUUUUAUACAAAACAACAUUACUUCAGCUAUUUGUAAACAUAAU